AUGGUUGUAAACUAUAUUAAAAAUUAUAUUUACAAUUUGAUGAAAACUAAUGAUGAUCCUAUAGAAGCCAGUAAAAACAUGGUUAAUUCGAUUCAAAUAUUAGUUGGAAUACAUAAUGUGUUUGGAGAUACGAACCGUAAAAUGACCCUUCUGUCCUUAUUAGCCACAUUUGUGUUUGCUGGGACAUUUGUUUAUGUCGGUACCAUUAGCCAGAGUAUUUACCUAAUAAAAGUGAUCCCUGACAAACUCGAGUGCUUCAAAGCCAUGAACUGCUUAAGUUCCACUUGUGUUCCACUCUCAAAAUACAUAUUUAUGUGGAGUUCCAGUGAUCGACUCAGAAAAAUACUAGAUAUGAGUCGUCAAGGUUUGAACAUAAUACCAGCUGAUACUGCUGCUCACAAUAAAAUGAUAAGAACGCUUCAGCAAGGGCGCUAUGUAUCCUUCCUAGUAAUUAUCAACCAAGCAACAACGCAUAUAUUCUACCUAAUUCUACCUCUUUUAUUUACUAUCUUUGGUAACAAUAGGUACCUGCCAACAACACCUGGAGAAAUAUUUGGCCUCAGCAGCAAAUACGAAACACCAUUCUACCAAAUAUCAUUUGUUCUAACUUCAAUUGCAACAUGCUUCUCUGCUAUAAAUCAAACUGGCUACAUUGUACUAUUUGUCAACUUACUCUCGCAUGAACUUGGUCAUUUCUAUGCUAUCACUGAAUCAUUGAAUCAUAUAUACAGUAUUGUAAAUGAUGAGGAAAUAUUUGAAAACGACGAUAUGAAACAAAAAACUAUAGAAGCCGAAUUGAAGUUGUCUAUAAAACACCACCAGUUUAUAAUGAUCUAUCACGAGAAGAUAAAGGAAUUAUACAAAUCAGUUUUCGGAGCUCACUUCUUGAUGAUGACAUUGGUGUUAGUAACAACAUUACAGACAAUGAAUUCGUGGAACAUAAGCAAUACAAUAUUAACAGGUGUGACGGGUGUAAUGCCUUUAUUCAUAUACUGUUUUGGAGGUGAACUUCUAUUGAGUGCGGAGACAGGUAUGUCCACAGCAGCAUAUUCAUGUGGCUGGGAGUUAAUGAAUCAUAAACAAGCCAGAAUGGUUUUCCUAAUACUGGCACUAUCUCAACGUCCACUUUACCUCACAGCAGCUGAUAUUUUCAUUAUGAACAGAGAAACCUUUGGAGAUGUAGUUCAGAUCGUGUACAAAAUUUACGCUGUGUUCAAUUGA
Messenger RNA from Galleria mellonella (greater wax moth), 1221 nucleotides. RefSeq names its product odorant receptor 82a-like (gene Or-49). The record is from RefSeq and is a predicted model, not a curated record. Bases 1 to 1221 code for a protein of 406 amino acids. The transcript has 4 exons. Gene Ontology annotation, cellular component: plasma membrane. Gene Ontology annotation, biological process: sensory perception of smell; detection of chemical stimulus involved in sensory perception of smell. NCBI's taxonomy places the organism in Eukaryota, Metazoa, Arthropoda, Insecta, Lepidoptera, Pyralidae. Gene Ontology annotation, molecular function: olfactory receptor activity; odorant binding.